GAGCUCGACGAGAUGAAGGAGCGCUUGAAGGAAAUGGAAGAGGAAUCUGCGGCUCUUCGUGAAAUGCAAGCCAAGGUCGAGAAGGAGAUGGGCGCUGUUCAAGGUUGUUCACCUGACAGAGUGACUUUGGGGCUAAGGUGUUGCUUGUAAUCGUGAUAUUUACUGUGAUUUCUGAAAUAUUCGUUAAUCUUUACUGCUAUAUUUUCAAGCAAUGAUUAAACUUUUGAGAGAAUACAAGUACGACAAUACACGGUGCAGAGUCAGGCAAUUAACUUACCAAAUCAUCUGAUCUGACUGAUAUUUAAUAUACUGCCAGUUCAGAUGCUUCACAGGCCAACAAGGAGGAGACAGAUUCUCGUUCUGUUUUUGUUGGCAAUAUUUGGAGGGUCUUUCUUAUUACUCAAGUUCUAUAAUUAGCGCUGGGAUGCUUACAUUGUAUUAUGUGGUUGGACCUAUGCAAUUGGUGUUCUUUUAGGCUUGUAAAUUUGUAAUAGAGAGGAAAGAGAAUGCAUGGUGUACUUAUGAAGUUUAAUAACAUAUCAAAAGAGGGGAUAAAAAGUCAAAAGAGAAUGAGGGGAAAAGCAUGAAAAUUUCUGAAGAAAAUGAAAAACAUCUCAGAAUAAAAAAAAUAGAAUCAAGCUGAGAAAAAAGAAAGAAAUGAAAUAUGAAAGAAGGAAAAGUAUAGCAUAUGUUGAAGAAAUUGUUGACAUCUCAUGGGGAUGGAUGAACCUGGUACAGCUGGAGGUAGAAUGUGUUAAAGAUGCUUCAUCUUCCCUACCAGAGGAGAUAGCUUGUGGUUAUUUGGAAGAGGUGAAGAACACUCUGUAUGUGUUAGGCAUGCAAGCCUAGUCAUAGGGCCUGUUACUGAAUGCAAUCAGGUUGAUGGUGCAUGUGUUGUGUCAUUUAGCAGAUGUGCCAAUGGGUUGAUUAUGCAUGCACACCAGAAGAAGUACAGCAACACUUCCAAUCUUGUGGUACAGUGAACAGGGUUACGAUCUUGACAGACAAGUUUGGCCAGCCUAAAGGUUUUGCUUAUGUGGAAUUCCUUGAAACUGAUGCAGUUCAGGAGGCUCUCCUGUUGAAUGAAUCUGAAUUGCAUGGCCGUCAAUUGAAGGUUAUGCCUAAGAGGACCAAUGUUCCUGGAAUGAAACAACAUCGUCCUAGGCGCUUUAAUCCUUAUAUGGGGUAUCGCUUCAGGAGGCCAUAUCCUCCCCCUUACUUUUACUCCCCUUAUGGAUACGGAAAGGUUCCCAGGUUUAGAAGGCCAGGUCGGUACAUGCCGUACUAUUAGAAUGAUGUUAUGUUUAUACGGACGAGGAUGGGAGCGUACUGAAACAAUAAAUUUUGCUUCGAUUGCUUGAGGUAGCAUCUAGUGACGCCGCGUCGUGUUGUUGAGUUCUAUGUGAUUAAGGACUGAGGAGUAUCUAUUACCCAAUUAUCAUCAAGCUUCGUUAAUGGCCUUGUAUGUUUCCCCCCCAAGUUAUGGGAAUAUGGUUUAGAGUAUUGCCUUCAAAUGUAUUAUGUUUUGCUGUGUAAUUUAUCCAAUAAAGUGUUGGUAUAUAUGAUCAAUUCACGCUUAUGAAUGAAACAAUAUGACCUCGUUCAUUUA
Cajanus cajan (pigeon pea) is the source of this 1609-nucleotide messenger RNA. Its product is annotated as polyadenylate-binding protein 2. Gene Ontology annotation, molecular function: poly(A) binding. NCBI's taxonomy places the organism in Eukaryota, Viridiplantae, Streptophyta, Magnoliopsida, Fabales, Fabaceae. The record is from RefSeq and is a predicted model, not a curated record.